AUGUCUAAGAUCGACGUCCACCACCACUUCUAUCCCCGGUCUUCACCGAAGCCACAUAUAAACAUUCUAAUAUCUAUCUUAGCCCUCAAAAGAGCCGGCGGCGAUCCAUCUGGCUGGUUCAUCCCAGACUGGACUCUACAGGCAGAUCAAGAACUUAACACCAAAAUCGGUACCGGUACAUCAAUCCUAUCUAUGACCGCACCAGGUGCAUGUAUCGAAAAAGAUCCAGUCGCAGCCGCAACUCUAGCCCGAACAUCAAAUGAGCAUGCGGCAAAUAUUCGAGACAAUCAUCCGAAAUCCUACGGCUUCUUUGCAUCUCUUCCAUCUCUACUAGAUACAGAUGCCUGCUUAACAGAGAUUACAUACAGUCUUGAUGUCCUGAAAGCAGAUGGAGUCAUUAUUUUUACUCGUUAUGGUGAUGAUAAUUAUUAUAUUGGACAUCCGGAUUUUACUCCGAUCUGGGAAGAGUUGAAUCGUCGACAUGCCCUGGUUUUCGUGCAUCCUACUCACGCGGUUGAUACGGCUCUUGUGAAUUCAAAUCUCCCACAACCUAUGUUCGAUUAUCCGCAUGAAACAGGUCGCACAGCUAUGGAUCUUAUCACUCGUGGUACGCUGAGGAAGUUUCCGGAUGUGAAGAUUAUUCUUUCGCAUGCUGGUGGGACUCUUCCUUGGUUGAUAAAUCGUCCGGCAACUAUGUUGCCAUAUACAUCAGUUGAUAUUGCUCUUUCGACAAAAGAGAUUCUCGAUGAAGCGCGCAAAUUCUACUUUGACACUGCGCUUUCAAGCGCUCAUGUUAUGUUGGAUCUGCUGUAUAAGAUUGCGGACCCAGACCAUGUGCUUUUUGGUUGUGAUUUUCCUAAUGCCCCCGUUCCGAGUAUAUCAGUGUUUACGGAGCAGUUUGAUUCUUAUAAGCAUGAGGGGAUGGAUCAUGUGAAGCUUACAAGAAGGAAUGCGUUGAGGAUUCUUCCGAGGCUCGACUUGCAGGAGAGAUUAUCUGAGUAG
Messenger RNA from Penicillium malachiteum, 1002 nucleotides. RefSeq names its product amidohydrolase family protein. Lineage: Eukaryota; Fungi; Ascomycota; Eurotiomycetes; Eurotiales; Aspergillaceae. Gene Ontology annotation, biological process: secondary metabolic process. Gene Ontology annotation, cellular component: cytoplasm; cytosol. The record is from RefSeq and is a predicted model, not a curated record. Gene Ontology annotation, molecular function: carboxy-lyase activity; hydrolase activity. The transcript has 2 exons. Bases 1 to 1002 code for a protein of 333 amino acids.